Molecule: messenger RNA, 696 nt
Organism: Paramecium sonneborni
Lineage: Eukaryota; Ciliophora; Oligohymenophorea; Peniculida; Parameciidae
Source: the annotation of a GenBank genome assembly
AUGUUAAUUUUAUUAUCAAUUAUUAAUUAAUUAAUCAUCAAAAAAAUAAUAUUCACAAUAAGAAUUUUUUUUUUGUUUUUAAAUAAAUCUCAUCAAAUAAAUCAUGGAACGCAAUUAAAUUAUAAUAGGAAAUCAAAGAGUUGGAAAGUCAUCCAUUUUAUCAAAAAGGUUUAUUAUACACAGUUAUAUAUUAAUAUAGAUUAUCAAGAAUUCAUUCUCGAAAAAAUACAAACCAACUUUUUGGACUUUAGUCAAAAAAACAAUAGAUAUUAAUAAUAUACCAAUUAAUUUAAAUUUCCCAGAUAUAUGUUAUUAAGAACAUUAUUAAUCAAUUAGGAAAAACUCUUGCAUUAAUAAGGAUAUUAUUAUAAUUAUAUUCGAUAUCAAUUAGAUGGUUAGUUUUUAUAAUGUUUUAUAUAAUAAAUUUAUUUUAAUUUUUUAUAUUCUUAAAAAAUUUAUAUCUUUUAAUUUUUAAUUAAUAAAAUACAUAUAAAUUAUUUACUAAUACACUUUAAUAAGUAAUAUAUAUUAUUAUUAUCUAUAGUGAAACCAAGAGAGACUUGUCAACUUAAAAAUAUUAAAAAAAUUAUUAUUGCAAAUAAAAUAGAUUUGAGAGAAAAUGAUGAGUAGAUUGAAGAUUAUAAAUACUAAAUAGAUAAUCUCUUAGCUUAAGGUUAAAGAAUCAAAGGUUCUUGA